Botrytis cinerea B05.10 is the source of this 1468-nucleotide messenger RNA. RefSeq names its product Bccdc10 (gene Bccdc10). Gene Ontology annotation, biological process: cytoskeleton-dependent cytokinesis. Gene Ontology annotation, molecular function: GTP binding; GTPase activity; molecular adaptor activity. The coding region runs from base 153 to 1184 and encodes 343 amino acids. Lineage: Eukaryota; Fungi; Ascomycota; Leotiomycetes; Helotiales; Sclerotiniaceae. Gene Ontology annotation, cellular component: septin complex; septin ring; cell division site. The transcript has 3 exons. The record is from RefSeq and is a predicted model, not a curated record.
GAGACUGACCUCCUUCCCUAACUUUGUUCUUUAUCAACGACUUUUGAUUGCAUAUUACUUUCGAAGAUAAACAUCUUGAUUUUUGUUUCCAUUCAAUCCAAAGAUAAUACCCUCGUUUAGAAAGACCCAAGAUUUAAUACACUCUUUCCAAGAUGUCAACAAUAACUGAUAGACACGCUCCUCAACCUUCCGUAUUCCCAAAGAGCCAUGUUGGUUUCGAUAGUAUCACGUCACAAAUUGAGCGCAAGCUCUUGAAACGCGGUUUCCAGUUCAACGUUAUUUGCGUCGGACAAACCGGUCUCGGAAAAUCCACCCUCAUCAACACCAUUUUCGCCUCACAUUUGAUCGAUUCCAAGGGAAGACUCACCCCAGAUGAGCCAGUACGAUCUACCACCGAAAUUCAAACCGUUUCCCACAUCAUCGAGGAGAACGGCGUAAAGCUGCGACUCAACAUUGUCGAUACCCCAGGUUAUGGAGAUCAAGUCAACAAUGAUAGAUGUUGGGAUCCAAUUGUCAAGUACAUUAAAGAUCAACACUCUGCAUACCUCCGAAAGGAACUUACAGCCCAAAGAGAAAGAUAUAUUCAAGACACUCGUAUUCACUGUUGUUUGUUCUUCAUUCAACCUUCUGGCCAUGCCUUGAAGCCAAUUGAUAUCGUGGUUUUGAAGAAGCUUUCAGAUGUUGUCAAUGUCGUACCAGUUAUCGCCAAGUCAGAUUCUUUGACUUUGGAGGAACGUGCUGCAUUCAAGGAGCGUAUAAAGGAGGAAUUUGCUUUCCACAACUUGAAGAUGUUCCCAUAUGAGAAUGAUGAGUUUGAUGAGGAAGAGAAAGCGUUGAACGCACAAAUCAAGGACAUCAUCCCAUUCGCUGUUGUUGGAUCUGAGAAGGAUAUCAUUGUUGGAGGCAAACCAGUUCGAGGACGUCAAAACAGAUGGGGUGUUAUCAAUGUCGAGGACGAAAAUCACUGCGAAUUCGUCUACCUACGAAACUUCCUUACCCGAACCCAUCUCCAAGACCUUAUCGAAACCACAUCUCAAAUCCAUUACGAAACAUUCCGUGCUAAGCAAUUGUUGGCCCUCAAGGAGAGCAGUGCUGCAGGACAUGCUGGUAGCAGACCAAUCAGUCCAUCAGCUGAUAGAGAGUUGAGCAGAAACUCUCAAAGAAUGACCAUGAACGGCUAUUAGUAGAAUUCAUGGGAUAUGAAUGAUGGCUAGUUGGUGGUGAUACUGGGAUCUGGUGAGUUUGGAUGACUGGUUGUGUUUAUGAUGGCGAGAUGGUAUUUGCCAAAAGCGACAAUUUUUUGAAGGGAGGUUAGAGGAGAGUUUAAUGGACUGCUUUUGUGGAGCCGGGCUUUUCUAAACUCAAUAUUGCUACAUUUCUCCUUUGCUUAAUUAGCCCUUUUUCUUUAAUAUCAAGAGGGUUCAUUUCAAUAGUAAAUAAUAAGAUCUUCUUUUGAUUCUUGGGGUCA